ACUCGGGCUAGAAAACGCGCGAAGGAGGGGAAGAAGCGGACCGCGCGCUGGUCUUAAAGGACGGUGACCAGAAGAACCAGGCAGCUCUUUUCACCCUCCUGGCAGAGAGCUGAGGGCCGUGGGCAUCAGCGGAUUUGCUGCUCUUGUCAUCAGCUCUCCACUGCCAGAGAUCGAGCGGAGACUUUGGAAACAUCCGAAGGCUGUAAAGCUGUGACACUUUUGACUUGGGGGGAAGGGGGUGGGGCGGGGGCACAGAGGCGAGCUGAGGCGAAGGGACUCGGCAGGACACCCGUUCGCCCAAUGAGGAAGGCAGCGAUAUGAGCUGGACACCCGCCACUACGGAGUCUCCACGUCUCUGGAGAGUCGCCGGCUGUGCCAGGACUUCAGCUUGACUUGAAUGGAGAUCUCCUUUGGGAAGCAAUGAGUUUCCGAUAAUCUGUGGUGUGGCUUGUUUUAUUUGGAAAAUACUCAACCCCAGUGCUUGCCAUUCUACUUGACUUCUGAAACUCCUGCAAGCCCAUGUGGACUACGGGUAGAAUGAGCAAUGCAAAGAGUUGGCUUGGACUUGGCACAUCCUUGUACUUCUGGGCGCUGAUGGACCUCACAGCCACUGUUCUCUCCAGCACUCCAAUGCCAGAAGUUGAAUUAGAAACACUCUUCUCUGGAAGGUCGCAGUCACAUCAGCGAAGCAAGAGGAGCUGGGUUUGGAAUCAGUUUUUUGUCCUGGAAGAGUACACUGGGACUGACCCUUUGUAUGUCGGCAAGACCCAACAUAAGGGCCAAGACGUGUCUUCUUCCAGCUUCCUCCCAUCACUUGCCAUGAAGACCAGCUUCAUUCAGACAUGGACAGAGGAGAUGGAUCCAUCAAAUACAUCCUUUCAGGAGAAGGAGCAGGCAUCGUGUUUACCAUUGAUGACACCACUGGAGACAUCCAUGCCAUUCAGAGGCUCGACCGAGAAGAAAGAGCCCAAUAUACUCUAAGGGCUCAAGCCCUAGACAGGAGAACAGGCCGGCCAAUGGAGCCAGAAUCAGAGUUCAUUAUCAAAAUCCAAGAUAUCAAUGACAACGAGCCCAAGUUCCUGGAUGGACCUUACAUCGCCACUGUGCCAGAAAUGUCACCAGUAGGUACAUCUGUUAUCCAAGUGACAGCCACAGAUGCUGAUGACCCAACCUAUGGCAACAGUGCCCGGGUAGUGUACAGCAUUCUCCAGGGCCAGCCAUAUUUUUCUGUGGACUCCAAAACAGGUGUAAUCAGAACAGCCCUUAUGAACAUGGACAGAGAAGCCAAGGAGUACUAUGAAGUGAUUAUCCAAGCCAAAGAUAUGGGAGGGCAACUUGGAGGAUUGGCUGGGACCACAACAGUCAACAUCACUCUCUCAGAUGUCAAUGAUAACCCACCCCGAUUUCCACAGAAACAUUAUCAGAUGAGUGUGCUAGAAUCUGCUCCAAUUAGCUCUACUGUGGGCAGAGUGUUUGCCAAGGACCUGGAUGAAGGAAUCAAUGCAGAGAUGAAGUAUACCAUUGUGGAUGGAGAUGGUGCAGAUGCUUUUGAUAUUAAUACAGACCAAAACUUCCAAGUUGGCAUCAUAACUGUGAAGAAGCCCCUGAGUUUUGAAAGCAAGAAAAGCUACACCCUGAAGGUGGAAGGAUCCAAUCCUCACCUAGAGAUGCGUUUUCUGAACCUUGGCCCAUUUCAGGACACAACAACAGUGCACAUCAGUGUGGAGGAUGUGGACGAGCCCCCUGUGUUUGAGCCUGGCUUUUAUUUUGUGGAGGUGCCAGAGGAUGUGACAAUUGGAACAACCAUACAGAUCAUUUCUGCUAAGGACCCAGACGUAACCAACAACUCAAUCAGGUACUCCAUUGACAGAGGCAGCGACCCGGGAAGAUUUUUCUAUGUGGACAUUACAACAGGUGCUCUAAUGACUGCAAGACCACUAGACAGAGAAGAGUUCUCCUGGCAUAAUAUAACUGUCCUUGCUAUGGAAAUGAACAAUCCCUCCCAAGUGGGAAGUGUUGCUGUCACAAUCAAAGUCCUCGAUGUGAAUGACAACGCUCCAGAGUUUCCCAGAUUCUAUGAAGCUUUUAUCUGUGAAAAUGCCAAAGCCGGACAGCUGAUCCAGACAGUGAGUGCUGUGGAUCAAGAUGACCCUCACAAUGGCCAACAUUUCUACUACAGUUUGGCUCCUGAGGCUGCUAACAACCCCAACUUCACUGUCAGGGACAACCAAGAUAAUACUGCUCGGAUUCUGACCCGGAGGUCCGGCUUCCGACAGCAGGAGCAGAGCGUCUUCUACCUGCCCAUCCUCAUCGCAGACAGCGGCCAGCCCGUCCUCAGCAGCACCGGCACGCUUACCAUUCAAGUGUGCAGCUGCAAUGACGAUGGCCACGUCAUGUCCUGCAGCCCAGAGGCCUAUCUGCUCCCAGUCAGCUUGAGUCGGGGUGCCCUCAUCGCCAUCCUGGCCUGCAUCUUUGUCCUCUUAGUGUUGGUGCUGCUCAUCCUGUCCAUGAGGCGACAUCGCAAACAACCCUACAUCAUCGACGACGAUGAGAACAUCCACGAGAACAUUGUGCGCUACGACGACGAGGGGGGCGGCGAAGAGGACACAGAGGCCUUCGACAUCGCAGCCAUGUGGAACCCGCGCGAGGCGCAGGCAGGCGCCGCCCCCAAGACGCGCCAGGACAUGCUCCCCGAGAUCGAGAGCCUGUCCCGCUACGUGCCUCAGACCUGCGCGGUCAGCAGCACGGUCCACAGCUACGUGCUGGCCAAGCUCUACGAGGCCGACAUGGACCUGUGGGCCCCGCCCUUCGACUCCCUGCAGACCUACAUGUUUGAAGGGGACGGCUCUGUGGCCGGCUCGCUCAGCUCCCUGCAGUCAGCCACCUCGGACUCAGAGCAGAGCUUUGAUUUCCUCACGGACUGGGGACCCCGCUUCCGAAAACUGGCAGAACUCUACGGGGCGUCCGAGGGGCCCGCGCCCUUGUGGUGACAGAAGCCCGGAGGCAAAGGGGCACCCAAAUCCAGACGUUCUCAAAGGCUGCUUCUCAUGCCCGAGGCGCGGCCACCCCAGGAGCAAUAUUGUGCUGGACAGUGAGGAUGGGAGUGAGUGGACCCAGCAGAGCUCUCUCUGGAUCAGCUUUACUUGGUUAGACUAAGCUAAAUAAUCAGAAGGAAACCCAGGAGAAGAGGGCAGAAUCUCCAAUUACCAUUUUAAUUUCUUUUUUUGACACUGUAUUCACAGGUUUGAAUUAUUAAAGCUUGGCUCUUUUUGUUUGUUUCUUUAUUCCUUUGUUUUUUCCUAUUCACCAAGGCUUUUGUCACUUUACCACCAAGAAAAGGUGCCAGUGUUAACUACACAGAUAGUAGGUGAGGGCGGGAGUGGAGGCAGGGAGCAAGUCCUACUCUAGUUUUUCUGCAUCGUCAGAUCUGCAGAAACCAACACACACACACACACACACACACACACACACACACACACACACACACCACUGAAAAAUUAUUCCUCAGUGAAAUCAUCUUACUUGUUCUAAGGUGGGUGGUACAUUAUUUAACUCUUUUGAGACAAGGUUUAGACUUUCCCGGCCUUGCAUGGGGAAUGGUUGGGGAGGGUGGGAGAAGGAAGAGACAUUGACAUUGACGUGUGCUCUCAUGUAAGAGCUGAACAGAGAGUUCGCAUUGUAGCUGAUCCAGCAUCAACACGUUAGUGUGCGGUGUUCUCCUGACAGCUUUUUAUGCCUUCGUAAAAGCCAGAAGGAAAGCAGAAAAGCUGCCUCGUGCACUGUAGAUGUCUCUUCUGAGUGCCAAAUGUGGAGAUCAGAUGCAACAAAAGAAAGCCAAAUAAGAAGUAUCUGAUAAAAGCAUGGGUUAGAGGGCUUUCCUAAUCUGUGUAAAGUCAAUCCAAGGGAUGUUUACAUACUGUAGAUAACCUACUUGAACAAAAUCAGUAUUAUAGAGAAGAAAUGGAUGUAAGAGUAUUACCUGUAAAAGUUUUGUAUAUUUGUUAAUAAUUUUGUUAAUAAAUAUGAUGUGCUACAUCUCAGUAACUUAGCACUUCUUUUAAUAAAAGCUAAAUAGAAGGAAA
Messenger RNA from Mus musculus (house mouse), 4082 nucleotides. RefSeq names its product cadherin 20 (gene Cdh20). The transcript has 13 exons. Gene Ontology annotation, cellular component: glutamatergic synapse; plasma membrane; membrane. Gene Ontology annotation, molecular function: calcium ion binding. NCBI's taxonomy places the organism in Eukaryota, Metazoa, Chordata, Mammalia, Rodentia, Muridae. Bases 843 to 2990 code for a protein of 715 amino acids. Gene Ontology annotation, biological process: cell adhesion; cell-cell adhesion; homophilic cell-cell adhesion. The record is from RefSeq and is marked validated.